This is a messenger RNA of Eurytemora carolleeae, 1720 nucleotides long. Its product is annotated as BRO1 domain-containing protein BROX. Lineage: Eukaryota; Metazoa; Arthropoda; Copepoda; Calanoida; Temoridae. The record is from RefSeq and is a predicted model, not a curated record. The transcript has 11 exons. Bases 31 to 1347 code for a protein of 438 amino acids.
UAUCACCAGCCAAGUAAACUUUAACAGGAUAUGUUAAACAGUUCGUUUAAUUUUUAUUUCUCCUCACUCACAUUUCAGACGUUUUGUAAAAUGUCUUAUUGGUUCCACAGGAACCCUUUAAAGGGUACAGCUGUUCAGAAGUUUGAAAUCGACCUUUUUGCUCAUGCUCCUGAGGCUAUAAAAAUCCUUGGAGAUCUUAGGCAAAGCAGAGCACGUCUUUUGGAGCUGCUUGUAGAUCCAAAUCAUACAACCGAUCAGGUAAAUUCUGCUUUAAAGCUUUACAUGGCUUUAGCAAGAGGAUUAAUCCUACAACCGGGAGAUGAAGCUGCUGCAAGUAAACUUUGUAAAUCUCUAACGUACAGGUGGUCCAAUAGUCUUCUUGAUGGAGUAUCUGUAUCUAAGGACGCUGUGUUCGAAAUCGGCAGUAUGCUAAUGAAUACUGCAUUUUGGUUCAUGAAGCACGCUGUCGCGAUUGCUGUGAGAGAGAAGGUUGAAAUGGAAGACGCUAAAGAAGUUCAUUCUUGCUUGCGAAAGGCAGCAGGGCUUUUACAGUUUAUUCAGGACAAUCUACUGGCUCAGCUUACUGAGAAGGCGGUUGAAGGAGGAGAUUUAGACGGAAAGGUGGUUUCCGCCUAUCUUUAUCAGUGCACUGCAGAAGCGCAAGAAGUCACGAUUGCACGGGCAAUUGAUCUUCGUCACAAUCCAAUAUUGAUCUCUGCCCUUGCAAACGAGACUAGCCAGAUGUUUACAAAUGCUGCUAAUUGUUUGAACCCCUUGAAUUUUGAAAGCUUCAAACGUUGGAAAUCAUAUUUCUUACUGAAAGCUAAAUUCUACAAGGCGUAUAGUUUCAACUUCCAGGGUGAGGCACUUCUCUCCCAAGAUAAAUGUGGAGACGCAAUCAGGUCACUUCGCGAAUCUAAGAGUAUGUAUGCUAAGGCCCGAGAGCUAGCUGUAGAGUACGCUAAAUUCAAGGGUAAAGGAACACAGGCCAAACCUGAGCGACAUUCAUUUUUUACCCGACUGUUGCCUAUUCUUGACCGAACACUGGAAAAGUGUGAAAGAGAAAACGGUUUCAUUUAUCAUCAAAAGGUUCCAUUUGAUCCUGUAGAAUUGGAAAUAAAUGAGAAGACUCACGGACUGGUGACCCCCGACCAGUAUGAGAUGCCAACAGUUUCCCCACUUUGGACUACUAUGGCUUAUGCAGCUUUUGACGGUUCUAAUCUAAAAAAGGAAAAUAAGUCUAAAGCAGAAAGGAAAGAGGAGGAAGAAGUUAAGCCUGUAAAAGAAGUGCCGAUCCAGGAUUCAGAAACAAAACAUGCCAGUGAGAGUGGAUGUAUUAUUUCUUAAAGGUUAUAAGAUCCUAGUGUAUGCUUCAAAGAUCAAAUAUUAAGGAUUUCUAAAUAAAACUGUCUAUAAAUAUAUAUGUACAGAAAAUUUUAUAUGUACUAUACUUAUUUCCAUUAUUAUGUUUUGUAAAAUUUAUUUAACUUUUUGUCAAGCGUGGAAUUAUUGUGAUGUAAAAUGUCUAUAUUUUAAUUAUGAACUAAGUUUAGUCCUUUCAUUAGUCAUACUGAGUCAACUAUAUUUAUCUAAUAAGCGUUGUGAUUUGUAGAAGGAGAUACAACUUAACAAUAUAACCUUAUACUAACAGUUAGUUAUUUACACAUGAAAAAAUUGUUGUCAAAAAUGUGAGUGAAUACAUAAAUGAUACUCAAGUCUA